AGGCUCUGAAGUUGCUGGCUGGGUGGUCCUCCUGGCUCUUUCUCGUUUCCCGUUUCCAAGUUUAGGUUUUCACGCCCACCUCUAAGAAGGUCCUGAGACCCCACGCCACCCCCCACAUUCCAGUUUCGGCAGCAAAUUACUGCAGAACCCGAAGCCAGGGAAGGAACCCGUUUCCGUCCUCACCUCCCUCAGUCUCCUGCCCUUCUCCCCGCCCCCUCUGCCGCCCUGACCAUGGCCCAGAAGCCGAAGGUAGACCCCCACGUCGGGCGCCUGGGAUACCUGCAGGCACUGGUUACGGAAUUCCAGGAGACGGAGAGCCAGGACGCCAAGGAGCAAGUACUGGCCAACCUCGCCAACUUCGCCUAUGAUCCCAGUAACUACCCGUAUCUGCGGCAGCUGCAGGUCCUUGAUUUAUUCCUCGAUUCCCUGUCGGAGGAGAAUGAAACCCUGGUGGAGUUUGCAAUUGGAGGCCUCUGCAACCUGUGCCCAGACAGGGCGAACAAGGAGCACAUCCUGCAGACAGGGGGCGUCCCACUCAUCAUCAACUGCCUGUCCAGUCCCAAUGAGGAGACCGUGCUAUCUGCUGUAACCACGAUCAUGUACCUGAGCUCCCCGGGCUCCAGCUCCCCCCCUGAGCUGACCGCCAUGCCUGUGGUGCAGUGCAUGCUGCGCUUCUCUCUCUCAGCCAACACGAGGCUCCGCAACCUGGCUCAGAUCUUCCUGGAAGACUUCUGUUCCCCAAGCCAGGUGGCGGAGGCCCGCACCUGGCAGGCCCACUCUGCCCUGGGGAUCCCACUGCCAAGGACUGAGGCCCCACAGCAGCCCAGAUCCAGGGAGACCUCGCAGCCAUGACGCCCUGACUGCUAGAGAUGAGGCCACAAUCCUGGUGGGGGCUCGGGGAGCAGGAGCUGCCUGGCUCCCGCUGAGCAUUUUUCCCCAGAGGUGCCCUUUCGGCUAUUUUAAAGGUGAGUUUUCUCAGCGUGACAGGUAUUUACACUGUGGUGAGGGGCACUGAGAGAGGAGGCCAGGCUUUGGGAUACGAGGAAGAGCGCAAAGGCAGUGCCAUUUCCAUAGGUUGGCACUGUCAACCCGCUGGAGGUCAAGCUCCUGCCUCGCCCCCUCCCCGCAGUGCCUCACUGCCAGGGCAUCAACAUCACGUGAGAAGCAGUUGGGACCCUAGAUUCAGAGGCUUUAAAGGAAGGAGCUUUUCAUGAAGAACAGCUGGGCCUGGGAUUAGACUUGCUUGUGCUUGAGGAAACAGGAAUUUUCCUUUAACAGAAGUAUCUGAAAUAAUCUUGAAGAAUGGAAAUGAGAAGCCAGCUUGGGGCUCCGAGAAGGUGUCGUGCCCACUCCAGGGCUACAGAGGCUGGGUACCUGCACCGCAAGCUCCCCUGGCUGGAUACUGGGUAUGGUUGAUGCCGGCCUGGAGAAUUCUGUGGCCUGGGAUCAACAUUUUAUCCACAGCAGUCUAUCUGAUGGGACCCUCAUGGAAA
Messenger RNA from Lontra canadensis (Northern American river otter), 1493 nucleotides. It is a transcript of the gene ARMC7, whose product is annotated as armadillo repeat containing 7. The record is from RefSeq and is a predicted model, not a curated record. The transcript has 3 exons. Bases 232 to 852 code for a protein of 206 amino acids. Gene Ontology annotation, molecular function: protein binding. Lineage: Eukaryota; Metazoa; Chordata; Mammalia; Carnivora; Mustelidae.